AUGUUGAACAAUGGGAACUUUUCUUUGGUUGGUUCAGGUUCAAUAAUUCCAUUGCAACAAUCAAAUGCAUUUGCAAAGAAAGAAACUUCAACACCAAUCAACUCAAGUAACCAUGGCCUUGUUCCCAAUUUGGUUGCAACAAAAGUCAACAUGCCAAUUUCAAAUGUGACAAAAAUCAUGAGACAAAUUCUUCCAAUUAAUGCAAAAAUUUCAGAGAGUGCUAAGGAGAUGAUUCAACAAUGUGUUACAAAGUACAUAGCCUUUGUCACUAAAAAAGCCAAGGAACGAUGCCAAAGCGAUUAUAGAAAAAUUAUGAAUGUUGAGGACCUUUUAUGGGCCCUAGAGGAGCUGGGCUUUGAUGACUAUGUUGGGCCUCUCACUGUUUUCCUCCAACGCUAUCGUGAGGAGCCCAUUCUUCCAAGUGUAAAGCAAAGCAUUGACAAUAGUGGGCCUAUUACUGGGCCGGAGGCUGGUACAAAGCCCACUGUUGAAAUAGUUCAACCAUCCUUAUCACCACCACUUGGCUCUUCUGGGCCAGACUUUUCCAUGGACCCAAAUUCAAAAAUGGAAAUUUUUGACCCAAAUGACAUAAAUGAAGUCAUUAAUGGGUUCUACAUGGAUGGGUUUGAUGUUGGUUCUUUGGACAGUGCUUUGACCAACUUUGACCCCUCCUCUUCUUUCAAACAUGAUUGA
Messenger RNA from Abrus precatorius (Indian licorice), 693 nucleotides. Its product is annotated as nuclear transcription factor Y subunit B-8-like. Gene Ontology annotation, biological process: regulation of transcription by RNA polymerase II. NCBI's taxonomy places the organism in Eukaryota, Viridiplantae, Streptophyta, Magnoliopsida, Fabales, Fabaceae. The record is from RefSeq and is a predicted model, not a curated record. Gene Ontology annotation, cellular component: CCAAT-binding factor complex. The transcript has a single exon. The coding region runs from base 1 to 693 and encodes 230 amino acids. Gene Ontology annotation, molecular function: RNA polymerase II cis-regulatory region sequence-specific DNA binding; protein heterodimerization activity; DNA-binding transcription activator activity, RNA polymerase II-specific.